UAAAGCGAUUUCAGCGCAUGCAGGGACUCGUCCCUACGGCCACGGAUGGCAACAUGGCGACAGAGUUCCACAACCUGCAGGAGUUGAGGCACAGUGCGUCUCUGGCCAACAAAGUCUUCAUCCAGAGAGACUACAGUGAGGGAACCACCUGCAAGUUCCAGACCAAGUUCCCCUCCGAGCUAGAGAGCAGGAUUGAGCGGACACUGUUUGAGGACACUGUGAAGACGCUCAAUAACUACUACGCAGAGGCAGAAAAGAUUGGAGGCCAGUCCUAUUUGGAGGGCUGUCUGGCCUGUGCUACAGCAUAUCUUAUCUUCCUCUGCAUGGAGACACGCUAUGAAAAGGUAUUGAAGAAGAUAGCCAAGUACAUUCAGGAGCAGAAUGAAAAGAUCUAUGCUCCCAGAGGCCUGCUCAUCACAGAUCCCAUAGAAAGGGGAAUGCGUGUCAUAGAGAUUUCCAUCUAUGAAGACCGGGGCUCCAGUGGCUCCAGCUCAGGGAGCAGCUCUGUGUCCGGCAGUACCGCUCGAUGA
Molecule: messenger RNA, 530 nt
Organism: Scomber scombrus (Atlantic mackerel)
Lineage: Eukaryota; Metazoa; Chordata; Actinopteri; Scombriformes; Scombridae
Gene: golga7ba
Product: golgin A7 family, member Ba
Exons: 5
Coding region: 18-530 (170 amino acids)
Biological process (GO): protein targeting to membrane; peptidyl-L-cysteine S-palmitoylation
Cellular component (GO): palmitoyltransferase complex
Source: RefSeq, a predicted model, not a curated record